AUGACGGUAUCCUACAACUCGGAAAUAUCAUCGGUGUCUUCGUUCAACUUCUUACGGUUGAUGUGCCGAUGGAGAGGUUCGAUAUGGAAGAGUGUGCUCUCGGAGCUGAUGAUGUGGAUAACGUCUUACAUCAGUCUUGCCCUAUUCUAUCAUUUGGUUCUGUUUCCAAAAAGAUUUGAUGAAGACCCAAUGCGGGGCUCGAACCCGCGACAACCAGAUUAA
Caenorhabditis briggsae is the source of this 222-nucleotide messenger RNA. The record is from RefSeq and is a predicted model, not a curated record. Lineage: Eukaryota; Metazoa; Nematoda; Chromadorea; Rhabditida; Rhabditidae. The transcript has 2 exons. Gene Ontology annotation, molecular function: chloride channel activity. Bases 1 to 222 code for a protein of 73 amino acids.